Molecule: messenger RNA, 2432 nt
Organism: Menidia menidia (Atlantic silverside)
Lineage: Eukaryota; Metazoa; Chordata; Actinopteri; Atheriniformes; Atherinopsidae
Source: the annotation of a GenBank genome assembly
GUGCGUGGGCUGAACGCGCCCGUGCCUUCAACUACGUCAUCAGUCGGGCGCGUGUGCGUUCUUCCUUUUCAAGAGUUGUAGGGAGAGCCCAUAACGCUAGCUCUCACUUGUGAACCACAUUAGGCUAAUUUAGCUGUCUAUCUGGUUUCCACAGCGGGGUAAAAAAUCGCUGCUAACCCCACAACAUCUGAGAAGAGUCCAGCUUCUAGCCAGAUCAUGGCAGAUUUCUCGCUGGCAGAUGCUUUAGGAGAUGACACACCGAGUCAGGCUAAGAGAAUAGGCAACACUAACCCUUCUGUCCCAGGCGGCAAUCCCCCAGCUCCCUCUAACCCGGGAUGGCCAGGUUCGGCCCCUGGAGCUCCCACCCAGCCCUCAGCACCGGCUGACUUUGGCAGUGGAUCAUCUGGCCCUGGAGCACCAGGACCGUUCCCAUUUUCAUCAGGUCCUGGAGCACCAGGGCAAUACCCAGGACCACCUUCAGCACCAGGAGGGUUCCCUGCAGGUCCUGGAAUACCUGGACAGUAUCCACUGGCACCAGGAGCACCUGGCCAGUUCCCUUCCAGUCCUGGCGCCCCGGGGCAGUUCCCUGGGCAGUAUCCCCCUGAAGGAGCUCCAGGACAACUACCUGGAGGUCCUGCUUCUUAUCCAACAGGACCAUUUCCCUCUGGUCCCGGUGCUCCGUCUGGGCCUUAUCCAAAUAUGCCUUUCCCUGGUAGUCAGGCAGGAGGUGGCAAUGGGAUGUAUGGACCAGGAGGUCCUGGUGCUUUCCCCCCACCAGCUGGCCCUGGCUCUUUUCCUGCAUUCCCUGCUGGGGCAUUUCCUCCAAUCCCACCUGGGUCAUGGGGACCACUUCCAGGGGGUGGUUACCCUCCCGCCCCUGCCCCCUUUGGUCCCAGUGGAGGGCCCAUGGGUCCAUACGGGGGGUCUGCUGGACCAAGCGGCGCGCUGCCCAGAUAUAAUCCACGAUUUUAUUGAAAACAAUGAACUCGACCUUUCAAUCGGACAAGGACAUCACCUUCAGAAUCAACGAGUGAUGGUGCCGCAUGAUCUUCCCCUUCAUGCUGGAAUCAUGCCGCGGCUUUUAAUCACGAUAAUUGGGGAGCCCAGUCCGGGCGCCAGCAGGUUCAACGUUGACCUCAUCAAAGGCUCGGACAUCGUCUUUCACUUCAACCCUCGCUUUCCUGAGCAAACUAUUGUCAGAAACUCAAGACUGGGAGGCUACUGGGGGCCGGAGGAGCGGGAUGGAGGCUUCCCAUUUGUUGAGGGACGCCGUUUUGAGCUGAAGAUCCUGGUGGAGGAGGACAUGUUCAAAGUGGCGGUGGACGAAACCCACCUGCUGGAGUACGAGCACAGAGUGGGCGGCCUGGAGGAAGUGACCCUGCUGCGAGUGGCCGGCGACAUCCUCCUGGACAGCGCGGCUCCAAGCAUGAUCUGAGUCCCCGACCCGGGCCGCACGCCUCCCAGGCUGCCUGGCUCCAACUCCGCAGUUGUAUUUGAAAUCCUUUCAGAUCUGUUGUGAGGAAUAUUUAGGGAGGGGGGGGACGCCGUAAUCAGCGAGGUGCAGCGGUUUUCCACCUGGCAUGUUUAGCACAAAACAAAAGGCAGAUUAUUCCAGGUCUGCACACUAUAAUCCUUUUUUCUUUUUUUUUUGGGUGGGGAUGGUUCGGGGUCUUCUUAAACUGGAUGACAUCUCCUCGCAAAGCUACUCAGAACCCAACUGUUUUUAUUUGAAAUAUUACAUAAAUAGGGACGAGAAGUGCAUCUCAAACAGAUGCUUUAAGAAAAAAAACUAAUUUAUAUGGAAUGAAAUGAUUGUAGGUGUAGUGGAAAAGUGCGAUGUGUCCCAAACAUUUCAGAUAUUUCCAUGAGUGAGAAGUGUUUUCUGUUUUGUUUUUGUAUGCUUAUUAGUCUGUAUGAAUUGCACGAUAAGCCUUCUGCGGUGCAUGGGAGCACGAUGCAGAGAAAUCCCACCGUGUCCUCGUAUUUCAGAGCAGGACGUCCACCCUCAAGCCGCACAGGCGGAAAGAUCCAAAUGUAUUAAUAUACUGACUCCUGUUUUAUUUCCAGAGGAAAUCCUCUUGAACUCUCCAACCGUAGAGCUAUUGAAAUGUUUUGCAAAUUCUGAUUUCACGUUGAAGUCAUAACAUAGGUGCAGAUUAUUAGAAGAAAAUAUAACAAGGGGGGUGGGCUCUAUGACUUGUUGCCAAGAAUAGAUGGUUUAAUGUUAUGAGAUGUUGGGAUCAUUAUGAAGGCGCAACAAGCAAAAACUGACUCAUUAAAAGCUGUUUGAUGCUAAUUAUGUAUGAAUGUACAUGUGGGCUGUGAGCACAAUAAAUUCUGGCUUCACCUUGACCUUUCCUUCUUGCUCAACAAUAACAGGAAAUUCUGUCUUGGGAAAUUUAAGUUGGUGCCAUUAGAUGUACAGCCAUAGA